Messenger RNA from Cuscuta epithymum, 698 nucleotides. The record is from the annotation of a GenBank genome assembly. NCBI's taxonomy places the organism in Eukaryota, Viridiplantae, Streptophyta, Magnoliopsida, Solanales, Convolvulaceae.
GAAGCGUAUCAACGUGUCAACAAGGUUCAUAAGAGCUGCCAGCUGGGUGACAAAUCUAGCGGCGGCGGUGGUGGUUGCGGAAGUAGAAAAUGGACGGAGUAUCUGCCGGUGCUGCAAUGGGGACUCAGGCGAGUUUGGCUUCCAGAAUGGUUCUGACCGCUUGCUCCGUUGUCUCUCUGCUCUUCAUCUGCUAUGCUUCUCACUUCUAUGAGUACACCUCUUUCUGGCUUUUGGCCAUUGCAAUGGGGUUGCAGAUACCAUGGAGUUUGGCAUUGGCAGUUGCAGAUUGCUACUUUAUCUUCUUCCCCAGAAAUCAAACUCGGCUACCUUGGUUCACUCUUGCCAUUAUUUCAAUGGAUUGGAUAUUUGCAUUCCUUUCUCUCGCCGCAUCCUCGGCAACUGCCAGCACAACAUAUUUCCUGUUCCCCACCUGUGAGAUCACAGCAUGCCACCAUUAUCAGAUGGCGUCUGCAGCUGGCUUCUUAUGCUAUGUGCUCCUCUUUGGCUGCUCUCUAUCCAAUCUAUGGAUCCUUCCAUGGCUAUUAUGAUGAGUUAAACACUUGUACUUCUUUUUACUGCCUUAAAGACAUUAGACUUAAAUUCAUUACCUGUUCAUAAGCAAAAAUAAAACUGUACAUUAUUAUGUUAAUCAUUUGUAAUAUUGCUGUUAAAGUAUAUCUGUAGCCGUUGUUAGAUAA